Anolis carolinensis (green anole) is the source of this 3139-nucleotide messenger RNA. RefSeq names its product SLAM family member 8 (gene slamf8). The record is from RefSeq and is a predicted model, not a curated record. The coding region runs from base 353 to 1366 and encodes 337 amino acids. NCBI's taxonomy places the organism in Eukaryota, Metazoa, Chordata, Lepidosauria, Squamata, Anolidae. The transcript is spliced from 6 exons.
UAGAUUUAGAUUAGAUUUAGAUUAGAUUUAGAUUAGAUUUAGAUUAGAUUUAGAUUAGAUGGUCUCCUCAGUAGGAUUUCUGGGAGUCAAAGGCCAAAACAUCUGGGGACCCACAGGCUGAGAACCACUGCAAUGUGGCUUGACUUUGCCCUUCCCCUCUCUUUAAGCCUGCCCACUUUCGCAGCAGCUACUUCCCACCCCCACCCCUUUUGUUCAGAGAGCUGAGAAACAAGAAAAGCAAUGUGUCACCAAAGUCCUCCUUAACAAAAAUGGGGGACAUGAACCCCAAAACUGGGUCUCUUUGAAAGGAGGAGGGUCUUCAUCUCCCUUGGCAGGAGAGGCUGGCAAGCCAAUGCCACCAUGGAGGCCACCAAAGACUGCGCUCUUCUCCAUCACCUUCUUCUGCUCCUUUCUUGAUGUCAGACAUGAUCCGGUACAGAUGCCCGUCCGCCAGGUUAAUGGGAUGCUGAAUGGAACAGUUUUGCUGCCCAUCAGGAACAUUUCCACAUCAGAGACAAUACGUAGAAUUGAAUGGGAUUUUGAGACGCAAGGUGGAACAGGGUUAACCAUAGCCGAAUUCCAAGGUGGGGUACCGGUGCGUCCGAAUCCCAAUGACCGAUUUGGGUCGCGCUUGGAACAAAUUGGUGAGACUUGCCUGAGGAUCCAAAACCUGGAGAAAGAGGACAGCGGGUUGUAUAAGGCCCGAGUGAAGUUUCGCUCGGCAAAGUUUCAAGAGCAUUUCUACCACCUGAAGGUCUAUGAUUAUGUUCCAGUGCCUGUCAUUCGCCACCAAAGAGCCUCCAGCUCUUCAGUUAUUUGCAACGUGACCUUGGAGUGUUGGCUCUCCGAAAAGGCAGGACUCAACAUCUCCUGGAGAAUCGGGGAUGAUCUCAGGACCUUAAAAGGAAGUUCAGACUGGUAUCAGCUCUCCUCCGAUGGCUGGCAUCUUCAUGUUUCCACGUGGUCCAAUGCAACGGACUCCAACGUCACCUGCCUGGUCUCCAAUCCGGUCGAUCAGAAGCACAUCUCCAUUAACUUGCUCUCCAUCUGCUCCCUUGAAGAUGACAGACCAAUACGGAAGCGAUGGUUCAUGAUCCUCGUGGUACCGGUAUGCCUGGCAGUGUUUGUCACAAUCUGGAUUUGUAUGAAAUGGAGGAAACAGUUCACCAGCGGAGCUGACCCUGCCACGCCAAGAAAGAUCAUUCCUGAGCAUCUGUACUAUGAGAACCAAAAUGAGCGGAACUCCCCUGAAAUGGACAAUUGCCAGGAAGCGGGCAGUCGCUCUCAGAGAAACCCGACGGAGAACCCUUUGACGGUGUAUUCCAUGGUCCAGCCCCGUUUGGAUCUCUCCAAACAGGUCAUUUGAGUCGGAUCGGGUUGGAAACAAAGCAUCGGAAUGGAUUUGCCUUGGAACAUGCAAAACUUUGGAAACUUUAAAAUGUUUAGGAAAUAUUUUCCAAAAUGUUUUUCUGUUCAGGACUUUGGAUCAGAGUUGGGGUUUGCACAGAAAAUGGCAUUUUUGGCUACGAUUGGACAUUGCCAUAUGAUAGUUUGGAACUGCAUUAGAUGAUCAGUGUAGACCAGUGGUUCCCAACCUGUGGUCCCUGGACCACCAGUGGUCCCCAACAACCUCACUAUUACUACACCAUUGCAAUGGGAGUCUUGCAAAACCCUCCUAUAGUGCCAAGGCAAUGGGGAUGUCGGUGGGAGGAGAGGCUAACUAUCCAUAAAAGGCAUGACAACAAGCCUCCUGACUGCUGCUUCUCCUCCUCCUUCUUCCUCCUGAGCGGAGCCCUUCCAUGUGGUGCCUGGAAGCGGGGAUGCCUUGGUGUCUUCAUUUUUAGACCUGUUCCUGGGGUUAUUUGGGGUGCUGAUUCAGAAAAAUGCAUUGGACAGCUCUAAAUUAUUAAAUAUAGUUUUCUGUGGGCGAGCAGAUGGCGACUGCUGGAUGGCAUAUGUUCUGUAUAAGAAGCUAAAGCUGAUGUGGUUUAUCCAAUGCUAUUUUAUGAAUCAGCACCCCAAAUGACCAAAUCAGAUUCAUAGCCCUUUUGAUACUAAUGUUCUUCCCAAGAGCCCGAGACAGGGCUGAGCCUCUAUACCUCUCCUGAGAGGCCUUUUAGGACUAAAUGGCGGAGCUAGAGGAGUGGGCGUGGCUUCUUCCCAAGAGCCCGAGACGGCUGAGCCUCUAUACCUCUCCUGAGAGGCCUUUUAGGACUAAAGGGCGGAGCUAGAGGAGUGGCCGUGGCUUCUUCCCAAGAGCCCGAGACAGGGCUGAGCCUCUAUACCUCUCCUGAGAGGCCUUUUAGGACUAAAUGGCGGAGCUAGAGGAGUGGGCGUGGCUUCUUCCCAAGAGCCCGAGACAGGUCUGAGCCUCUAUACCUCUCCUGAGAGGCCUUUUAGGACUAAAGGGAAGGGCUGGGGGUGGGGCCCCUUCCCAAGAGUGCGAGACAGGGCUGUGCCUCUAUAUACCUCCCCUGAGGCGCUUGUUAGAACCCGGGGGCAGGGUAUAGAGGAUCAGUCCCGUCAGGCACUUGGGAAGAUGCCCCGCCCUCUCUUCUAGCCCCGCCUCCUGUGUCCUGGCAGGUGCUGUAGGACAGGGAUAGAAGCUCAGCCCUGCCUCAGAGCUCGUAACUCCGCCCAUCCCAGUCCUGGCCGCCCAUUUGUGGUCCCACCCACCUCCCCUCCCAGCUCUGCAUCUUGGACUAACGGAGAGGCUCAGCCCCGCCCUCUUGAGCAGGAGCCACGCCCACCCCUCUAAGCCACUCCCCCCUUUCCAGGGGGCGCUGGGUAAUAUUUUUUCUGGAAAGGGGGCGGCAGGCCAAAUAAGUUUGGGAACCACUGGUCUACCAUAUCAUGCAGGUCCAAACUGCACUAUAUGGCAGUGUAGAUCCAGAGCAAAAUGUACUGCACAAAAAGCAGCAUUCCCUGUUAGAAAUCUCAUUUUUGGUGCAUAAAAUGACAUUAAAUAUGUCUUUUCACUCCCCCAAAAGGUAAAAAGCGAGUUUUCCCGUUCCUGGACCAAAGAGAUUCUUUACUGUAACAGGGCUUUUGGACAGCAGUGCCCAGAAUCCCCCAUCAAGGAUGAUGACAUUUGAGGCUAUUGGGUUUUGUCCUUGCUUUUUUUUUUUUUUUUUUGUUU